GAUGAGCAUUGACAGAAGCGCUGUGUGAAGACGAGCUGGCAGGGGGCUGUCAGGGGCUCCGGGGGGGAUUUUUGGGACAGCUGCAGCUCCCAGCCAGCAUAUCAGGCUUUGCUGAAGACUCCCCCCGCUUACCAUAGCAGCCCCCCCCCCUCCCUCAGGAUAAUACUCCGCACAGAGAAGACCAGGACUGGUGAUGCCAGCUGAGAGGAUCGCACAGUGUGUGGCAUGGAGGUGACAUCUGAUUGGCAUUGUCAUGAACACAGACUUUUUGCAUCAUGCCAUCUCUAAUGAAUUAGUGCAUUUUUCUUUCUGCUGACCCCAAGAGCUUGCAGUCUUUAUGCCACAGCAUGUGAUAGGAGGAUGCUGGAAGGGGGCACAGUGGGUGUAGUAGGUCCCAUAGGCCCCUGUUGAUUCCCAGCUGUGAUGCCAUGGCACCCUGGUCCAGGAUCACCUGACAUGGCGACCUCAGCCCCCUGUUGGCGACCAUGACCUUCCCAUCAGUCCUGCCCGAGCCCCUGUCCAGGAGUAUCUUCAGGAAGUUUGUGUUGAUGCUUUGCUCCCUCAUCAUGUCCCUCUAUGUCUUCUAUUGUCUGUCUGAUCGCUGCCAGAGCCUGCCAGGGCCCAUCAUAGGGGCCCCAGAGGAGGAGGGGGUCUAUGAGGACUCACCGCUGGCACUCUGGCAAUCAGUGAAGAGGAAAAGGCUGCUGCAGAAGAUGAGGGACCACCAGGGGGCGCAGUGGAGCCGCCUAUUCCCUAGUAUUGGGGUGCCAUACCCUGCCCAGGAGGGGGGCAGUACCCUCACCCCAUUGGGGGAAGGGAGCAAGAAGCUACCCCAGGCCAUCAUCAUUGGGGUGAAGAAAGGGGGGACCCGGGCUUUGCUGGAGUUCCUCAGGGUGCAUCCCGACAUCAGGGCUGUGGGAGCCGAACCCCACUUCUUCGAUCGCAACUACGACAUGGGGCUGGACUGGUACAGGGACUUGAUGCCGCGGACUCUCGAUGGCCAGAUUACCAUGGAAAAAACUCCCAGUUAUUUUGUGACCAAGGAGGCCCCAGCCCGUAUUUCGGCCAUGUCGAAGGACGCCAAGCUUAUCGUGGUGGUGAGGGACCCCGUGACUCGCGUCAUAUCGGAUUAUACCCAGACGUUAUCCAAGAGGCCCGACAUCCCUACUUUCGAGAGCCUGACGUUUAAAAACAGGACUAGGGGCCUUAUCGAUAUCUCAUGGAGUGCCAUCCAGAUUGGCAUCUAUGCCAAGCACUUGGAGAACUGGCUCCAGUAUUUCCCUAUGAGGCAGAUCCUGUUUGUGAGCGGGGAGAGACUGAUCACCGAUCCCGCUGGAGAACUGGGGCGGGUUCAGGAUUUUCUGGUGCUUAAAAGGAUCAUAACGGACAAACAUUUUUAUUUCAAUAAGACUAAAGGUUUUCCUUGCUUGAAGAAGGCAGAAGGGAGCAGCAAACCCCACUGUUUGGGAAAAACCAAGGGCAGGACUCACCCCAACAUUGACCCCGAAGUGGUGCAGAGACUACGGGAAUUCUACAGGCCAUUUAAUAUGAAGUUCUACCAAAUGACUGGGCAUGACUUUGGCUGGGAUUCAUAAAUAAAACAGAUAUAAUAUAUUAAA
This is a messenger RNA of Rana temporaria (common frog), 1619 nucleotides long. RefSeq names its product heparan sulfate glucosamine 3-O-sulfotransferase 3A1-like. NCBI's taxonomy places the organism in Eukaryota, Metazoa, Chordata, Amphibia, Anura, Ranidae. The transcript is spliced from 2 exons. The record is from RefSeq and is a predicted model, not a curated record. The coding region runs from base 486 to 1595 and encodes 369 amino acids. Gene Ontology annotation, molecular function: [heparan sulfate]-glucosamine 3-sulfotransferase activity.